AUGGCGUCGGGGCAGAGCCAAGAGGAGGGCAGCGCGGGCCUCUGUGCUGGCCAGCUGGGCUCCUGCCACUCAGACCCCUCUACAGGACCUGCCAAUUUGCCUAUCAGCAUAAGUGACCUUUCUGUUCCCCAAAACAAUUGCCCACCACUGGCCACCGUCCAGCCCCAUCCAGCAGUCUGUGAGAACUGGGAAGACGAUCGCUUGGAGGCUGUAGAAAGGGAUCCUGGGUUGCCAGAGAGCGAUUCCUCCCUGCUGGCUCCCCAGGCACAAGAGACCCCUGAAGAGCCUUUGCCUGCUCCCGCUGAGGUGCUCUCCCAGCCUCGGGCCUGCCCCUCAAGUGAGGAAUUCUCUUUGCCCGACCCGGACAAUGCGGUGGGAGAACAGAGGCUCCAGACGGCCCCGCUGCACCCACAAGCGGACCCCUCCACGGAUCACGCCGGUGCCGCCCUCAUUUGCUCCGAGGCUGAGCUGGGAUCUUUGAUCUUGCAGCACGGCAGGCGGCAGAAUGGGUGCCUGGAUGCGGAAGAUGCUCCCUUGGCGGAAAGCCCCGAGCAGGAUGGUCUGUCCCAGAAGUCACUGCAGAACAUCGCCGUGCAGACGGACUUCAAGACGGCUGACCUGGAAGUGAACACAGACCAGGAUAUCGAGAAGAACCUGGAUAAAAUGAUGUCAGAGAGGGCUUCGCUGAAGGAGCGCUAUCAGGAAGUGCUGGACAAGCAGAGGCAGGUGGAGAAUCAGCUCCAGGUGCAGCUGAAGCAUCUACAGCAGCGACGGGAGGAAGAGAUGAAGAAUCACCAGGAGAUUCUGAAGGCCAUUCAGGAUGUGACUGUGAAACGGGAAGAGACCAAGAAGAAGAUGGAAAAGGAGAAAAAGGAGUUUUUGCAGAAGGAACAGGACCUGAAGGCCGAAAUUGAGAAGCUCUGUGAGAAAGGCAGGAGGUUGCUGAAAGAGCAAGAGGAGAAGGAGAACAAGAUCGUUUCACUCAUUGCUGAACAGUCCGAGGAGAAGGAGGUCUGGGAGACGGAACUGGACAAGCUGAAGGACCAGCACCAUGAAAUCAGCCAGUCCAUCCUGGAGGAGACGGAGCGGGCUUGGAAAGCAGAGAUCCUGUCCCUGGAGAGCCGCAAGGAGCUGCUGGUGCUGAAGCUGGAAGAGGCCGAAAAGGAGGCUGAGCUGCACCUCACCUACCUCAAAUCAGCCCCGCUCACCCGGGAGACCAUCCAAGCGAAGCAGGAGUGGGAGAAGAGGCUGAAGAAGAUACGGAUGACCAAGGAGAGCGUGCGGGACCAGUUUAACGACCACAUCCAGCUUGUGCGGAGCGGAGCGAAGCUGAGCAGCCUCCCCCAGAUCCCCACACCCCCCCUGCCACCACCCCCGCUGGAGACAGACUUUCUGCUGCCGGCCUUCCCCUCCAAUUCCUCACUCGCCCCUCGGCUGCCCUUCUCCAUGGGGCCGGUGCCCCUGCCCAUGGUCAUGCCCAGCGCAGACCCCCGUGUGCUUUCCUUCCCCCUCCUGCCCCCUCCCAUCGCCCGGCCUAGCCAGCAGUCCCCUCCCCGGCCCCCCUCUCAGGGCCGGAACAGCCCUGGGCUCUCCUCCCUGGGUGGCCCCCGCACGGCGCCCACAGCCACGCUCCCUCCCCCGCCGGGCCUGGGCGGGGUCAAGGCAGCUUCAGAAUUCCACAGACCCCCACCAGUGGACAAGCUGGAGAAGAUCCUGGAGAAACUGUUGACCCGAUUCCCCCAGUGUAACAAGGCCCAGCUGACUGCCAUCCUGCAGCAGAUCAAGGCGGCACGGCGCACCCUGGCAGGGCUCACCAUGGAGGAGCUGAGCCAGCUGGUGGCAGCCAGGCUUUCCGAGCAGCAGGAAAGGGGGGCUGUUGUGGCUGCCGUCGGUGCCCAGCCCAUCGGUCGGAUCCGCUCCUCCCUGUUCCCUGCUCCUCUGCCUCAGAUGAGCGGCCCUGUGUUUUUGCCACCUGCACAGGUGUCCUAUGCUGGGACACCCUCACAGGCUCCCGUGGCCUGCAAGCUGUGCCUGAUGUGUCAGAAGCUGGUGCAGCCCGCCGACCUCCACCCCAUGGCCUGUUCCCACGUGCUGCACAAGGAGUGCAUUAAAUUCUGGGCCCAGACCAAUGCAAACGAUGCCUGUCCCUUCUGCCCGACGCUGAAAUGACCACUGGUGGACACGGUGGUGGUGGUGGUGGUCCGUGCCCAGGAGGGGCUCCCAGGAUUUCUACAACUCUAUAUUUAUACAGCCAUGUAUACACAUGUACAUUUUUAUUCUAUAGGGAAUGUGUGUAUAGAAAGUCUGUAUACAUACUAGUUCAGAAUUAAAGUGUGUAUAUUAUGCAGAA
Euleptes europaea (tarantolino) is the source of this 2350-nucleotide messenger RNA. RefSeq names its product ring finger protein 214 (gene RNF214). The transcript is spliced from 15 exons. Gene Ontology annotation, molecular function: ubiquitin-protein transferase activity. Lineage: Eukaryota; Metazoa; Chordata; Lepidosauria; Squamata; Sphaerodactylidae. The coding region runs from base 1 to 2169 and encodes 722 amino acids. The record is from RefSeq and is a predicted model, not a curated record.